Messenger RNA from Prorocentrum cordatum, 207 nucleotides. Lineage: Eukaryota; Dinophyceae; Prorocentrales; Prorocentraceae. The record is from the annotation of a GenBank genome assembly.
GCGCCGCCCGCGGAGAUGAUCCGCGAGGCAACGAGGUCCAUCAAUGCCCAGGGGCUCUUCGACUGGGCCCAUGCGACGGAUGAGAGCUCGCUGGUCAUGGGCGCCAAGAAGGACGACCAAUACUGGGCGAGACAUCGCGCCAAUUGCAUGAGAACGGCGGCGUUGGGGGGACACGCGCCGCAGACGCGCUGCUUCGAGACGGGCCAG